AUGUAUACGUCAACUGAUCACUAUGAAUUCGCAGAGCUGACAUGGGAGAACGGUCAGCUGGUCGUGCAUGGAUUGGGUGAUCUUGUUCCUACUGCUCCGACGAAGCCCACAUCGGCUGAGGCGGCGGGCGACACACUGGAGUCCAUAGUCGGUCAGGCCACAAGCCACAAACCAAACCCAUCUGAUCACAAUCAGUGCAAUCGGAUUUGGACUGAUGCCAAGCCUGUUACCCAAUCUUCUGGUAAUUUUGGCAAAGUCCAGAGGGGGAUGGAGUCGAUGCAGAAGCGAUCGUCCCUGCAGUCAAAGUCUGGCCGAUGUGGAAGACAUGACAAGAGUAGAUGCAGAUUUCCAGCGGAGACUGCAGACCGUAGUGCAUGUGCUAGUGCUAGUGCCAUUGCAACGCUUUGCCGGGAGAGUGAUACGACUAUGAUGACAUGGGCGUCCUUUGAAUCCCCUUCAAGCAUGAAAACCAAAACCAUCGAUGAGGGCUCAGCUAGCCCUGGGGGACUACCGAAGAGCAAACGGGAGGCCAAAGUGGAAACGGAUUGUUCCCUCUCGACAAAGAAACGAGAUGCUACAGUUCAUAAUCAGUCUGAAAGGAGACGGAGAGAUAGAAUCAAUCAGAAAAUGAAAGCUUUGCAAAAGCUGGUACCAAAUUCAAGUAAGACUGAUAAGGCUUCAGUGCUUGACGAAGUAAUUGAGUAUAUGAAGCAACUCCAAGCACAAAUUCAGAUAAUGAGUGUUGCAAACAUAAACAUGCCUCAGAUGAUGAUGCCCAUGGGGAUGCAUCAUCAUCAUCAUCUCCAGAUGUCUCUCUUAGCUCGGAUGGGCAUGGGGAUGGGGCUUGGAAUGAGAAUGGGAUCUGCUCUGCAGGACAUGAACAACAUCGUCCACACCAACGCUGCUCAACCAGUCAUCCCUCCGCUGCUUCAUCCUGCCUCCAUAGCUGCAGCAGCUAGCUCCAAAUUUGUUCCUCCUCUACUGCCUACACAUAUGACUACACCUACAACCAUGGAUCCAUGUGCUACUAACCCUUCAUUUCCUAUGCAUGAUCCUUAUCAUGCCCUUCUAGUUCAAUCUAUGAACAUGGAUCUCUACAACAAGAUGGCAGCACUGCUUGGACAACAGGCCAACCAAUCAAAACAGGCAACAAGCAAGCCCUCAUAGGCGUACAACUGCUGCAUUAUGUCUUAUCUCUUGUGAAGUACUACUAUAAGAACUGAGAAACACAUAAUUGUGUAAAAAUAAAUGCGCCUAUUGUUGAUAAGACCAAGGACUAGCUAUAAGUGGUUUCUUGCUACUUCC
This is a messenger RNA of Nelumbo nucifera (sacred lotus), 1305 nucleotides long. Lineage: Eukaryota; Viridiplantae; Streptophyta; Magnoliopsida; Proteales; Nelumbonaceae. The record is from RefSeq and is a predicted model, not a curated record.